Molecule: messenger RNA, 2241 nt
Organism: Exophiala bonariae
Lineage: Eukaryota; Fungi; Ascomycota; Eurotiomycetes; Chaetothyriales; Herpotrichiellaceae
Exons: 3
Coding region: 1-2241 (746 amino acids)
Biological process (GO): regulation of DNA-templated transcription
Cellular component (GO): nucleus
Molecular function (GO): DNA-binding transcription factor activity, RNA polymerase II-specific; transcription cis-regulatory region binding
Source: RefSeq, a predicted model, not a curated record
AUGCUCGAGAUCCCAGCCUCACGCCCCGCUGGCCGUAAACCAGGAUCGCGAGGACGGUAUCAGGGCGUUGAAAAGGCUUUUCGGAAAAUGCAACAAGAGCUUCGAAAAGCAAAGAUGGGUCCUAACUCCGAUCCAGAGUCCGUUCGGAACGCGAGCCAGCUUAUCAAUGACAACGAAGAGCUUGUUGAGCUUAUGGUGCCCAACAUCGAUGCCAGUGCUCGGCCACCGCCCGCUCCGAUAGGGCUCGAUGUCCAAUCUGGCCUCUCUGAUCGCAGAUCCACAUUAAUGGCUGAUGAAUAUGAAAAUGAAUAUUCUCCGACAAUAAGAUCUCCGUUCGAGGCUGAUAUUUCGCACGCGGAACCUGUUACCAAUCCAUUGGGCGUGGUCGCUGAUGCCUGUCGUGAGACUCUCACCCCAAAUCAGGCGUCAUGUUCUACAACAUCGUCCCUACCGACCAAUGCUAACUUGCUCGUGCUCUCCGAAAUUGGGGAACACGAACCAAAUUACCAGGCUUCUUCCUUGCUGAGUCGUCCGGGGUAUAUCUCUCUGGGUCUGAAACUAGAUCGGACGAUAUUGGAGCAAGCGCUUGACGUUCUCCUCACACGUGAACUUUUGCCUUGUCAUUAUUCAGACUACUUCAAGCCCCCCGGAAUCGCGAGGGAGAGGGACCUCGGGCCACACCUAGAUCCGGUUGAACUGGGUCUUUUAUCCAUUCUGGAAGCAGAACAUCUCUUCGAGGUCUUUUUCACCCGUCUUCAUCCUAUCAAUGGUAUCCUCGAUCCACACCUGCACAGCUUAACAUUUGUACGAAGUCAAUCGGCGUUGCUGCUUACUUGGAUGCUAGCAACUUCUGCAGAGUUUGUACAUGGAGCAGAAUUGCUGGCCAAACGUCUCCGAAAUCAUGGUAAUUUUCUAUCAAGACAUGUCCACUCCAGCGGAUAUCAAUCAGUUGAAAUCGUGCAGGGGUACUACAUCUCCAUGCUAUCUCCCACACCUAGCAGCAAUAUGGCGGACGAGAGGACUUCGCUCUAUACUAACCAUGCCUUCGGGUUGGCCACUGAGCUGAGACUGGACAAAUCAAGAUGCCGGCCGAACUUUGGGUCCCAGAUGGCAUCAUCUUCUCUUGAACAGGAUCCAUUGGGCGAUCCCGUUCUAAUCUCCCAACAAAGACUUAAUAUCAAUGAUACAGGAGCAGCCCAUACCGAGCGUCUUACUCGUAAUCGAGAACGUACCUGGCUACGAAUUCUGCUCUGGGAGCGAGCGCACAGUGCUGCGCGAGGACGAUUAGGUGGAUUCCCGGAGAAUGAAUUGAUUCGCAAUAUUGAGAAGUGGCACUUGCACCCACUUGCAGAUCCAAACGAUAAGUACACAUGUGCCUUCAUCUUACUCCGGCGCCAACUUACUGUAAUGCUCAAUGAAAUCCAAAAACAACAACAGCUUCACCAUCGCAUUCGCCACUGGGUGAAAGACUUAGUCGACAGUACAUUGCAUUACUGGUGCCAAACUUGGAUCUCAAGCCCUGAAGUGCAGUUGUCUCCAUCUGAACUCAUCUCAAACAUGUUCUUGAAGUACGUUCACAUGCAUGCUCGGUUAUGGAUAUUUUCAUUCGCACUUCAUAGUCACAUCCAAAUCUACAAGUCGCCCGAACAUCAUUCUGGGACUAGUUCGAUCAGGGAAGACUGCUUUGAAGCCGCUAUCAACUGUUGUGAGACGGCUAUUCGUGAUCUCACGGCCGUGGGUGAGCCACUAUAUCCAAUGCUCGCCCCAACCUGGGCGAUGAUAUCGUAUGCAGCUGUCUUAUCACUGCGUCUAUUCCCCUUGCUCUAUGGCAAUCGGCCGGGCGCAGAGGUUGAGCUUCUCGCCCUAUUGACACGUUUAGCGCUGCUGCUCGAGAAGGCCGGAACGACACCGGCCCAUCGGUCUGGAAUCGCCGCAUUACUCGGCCAACACCUUUUCAGGAUCCUUCAUGUGCGUGCAGGGGGAAUGAAAAGCAAUAUUGGUAUCAGCACAGCAUGUCAGCCCCCAAGCCAGACAGAAGUCUCCGUCGUCGAGAAUACUGAUCUCGACUUUGUGGCAGAAGUCACGCAACAGAAUGACAAUAUACCUUUUCAUGACAUUUUUGCCGAGUUUGAUACCUAUCUUUCAAUGCCUUUUCUCCCUGGUGAUGAAGGCAGCAUGAACCAAGGCUUCACUGCACCACUGGCAGACUGGAUGAGCCAAGGUUUUGGCAGCAUGCUCUGA